Molecule: messenger RNA, 2200 nt
Organism: Mastomys coucha (southern multimammate mouse)
Lineage: Eukaryota; Metazoa; Chordata; Mammalia; Rodentia; Muridae
Product: immunity-related GTPase family M protein 1-like
Exons: 4
Coding region: 377-1624 (415 amino acids)
Biological process (GO): cellular response to interferon-beta; defense response
Cellular component (GO): endoplasmic reticulum membrane
Molecular function (GO): GTP binding; GTPase activity
Source: RefSeq, a predicted model, not a curated record
CGCCCCUCGGGGGGAGGCAGGCAGGACUCUUGCCUAGAAGUAGGGGACUUGCUACAAGGGCCAAGGAGGAUCUGAGAGGAAACCCAGGAGCUCAGGCUGUCCUCCAGCUGCUCCUGCCUCUUCUAAUCUAUCUUCCCCACAGGACCCUGCCCCUCCACACUUCUCCUCUCCCUCCUGACCGUCCUGGGCCUGGAUCACAGUUUUGUAAGGCUUCUGAGCAGGUUCUAAAGAAGAGUAAAGAUCAGAGACACACAAAGUUCAGGUCCACAGAAGUAGACUCUGUAAAGUUGAAGAGGACCAGAACCAGAGGUACACCAGCCCUGUCAUUUGAGUUGAGACUAUAGAGAGUCACACAGAGCUGUGUAGAGAGUGUCCCAUGGAUUUAGUCAUGAAGUUGCCACAAAAUAUAUGGAAGACUUUUACACUUCUUAUAAACAUGGCAAAAUCUCUCAAGCUCCUCAUCAGCCCAUCGUCUAAAUCCAUCACUGCUGGUGAGUUAGUCUAUACCAGCCAGAACUCUUCCUCUCCAGAAGUCAUGGAGGAAAUUGGCAAGGCUGUGGCAGAGGGGAAUUUACAGAAAGUGAUAGGUAUAGUCAAAGAUGAAAUGCAGAGUAAGUCUAAAUACACAGUCAAGAUCGCUGUGACUGGGGACUCUGGCAAUGGCAUGUCAUCCUUCAUCAAUGCCCUUAGGCUCAUUGGACAUGAUGAAGAAGAUUCAGCUCCCACUGGGGUGGUGAGGACCACCCAGAAACCAGCCCGUUACUCCUCCUCCCACUUUCCCUAUGUGGAUCUGUGGGACCUGCCUGGCUUAGGGGCCACAGCCCAGAGUGUGAAGAGCUACCUGGAGGAGAUGCAGAUCAGCACAUUCGACCUCAUCAUCAUCAUCGCUUCUGAGCAGUUCAGCUCAAAUCAUGUGAAGCUGGCUGAAGCCAUGCAGAGGAUGAGAAAGAGGUUCUAUGUCGUCUGGACCAAGCUGGACAGGGACCUGAGGACAAGUACCUUCCCUGAACCCCAGCUACUGCAGAAUAUACAAAAGAAUAUCCAGGAGAAUCUCCAGCAGGCUCAGGUGAGGGAGCCCCCCGUAUUCCUGGUGUCCUGCUUUAGUCCGUCUCUUCACGACUUCCCAAAGCUUAGGGAGACCCUACAAAAAGACCUCACUGUCAUCAAGCACCUUGAUCUCUUAGAAACCCUUUCCCAUAUCUGUGAGAAAAAUAUUAACGAUCGAGUAGAAUCCAUUAAAAGGAGCAUAGAUGCAGAUAGCCUACAAAGAGAGUCUGAAAUCUCAGAUCCAGAUAACAUGAAAGAGAUUCAGAAAGUAUUCCAAGAAAUCUUUGGUGUGGAUGACGAGUCUCUCCGCCAGGUGGCUCUAAAAAUGGGAAGGCCAGAUACACAUUUCACUAGCAGGGAGUUCCAGGAGAAACUGAGUAACCAACAAAACGACUGGACAAAAUGGUUGUAUCAGUCUGCAACACAGUUUGUCUCUAAACCUUAUAACUUCAUGAAGUGCUGUUAUCACCGUCAUCACAGUAGACACAUGCAACAGAAAGGUAUACUUGAUGAAACUGCUGGCAAAGCCAAGGCCGUUCUGUUAGAAAUCCUGAAAGACUCCAUUCCUCAUCCUUAGGAAGGUCUAAACAACUGAGGGCUUCUCCCCACCCCAUACCCCAUACCCUGUGUACACCCCAAGUUGAGCUGACCCCACCAUGGAGUCCGAGGUCCUUGAGGGUAAUAGGCUGACUUUCUUAAUGGGUAUCCCUCUCCUGAGACACUGUAAUACAUUUUGCUAACUGAACUCUCUGGAAUCCCAAUAUAGGACAAGUUUCCCUUUUCUAAUUGCUCAGAAUUUCAUGUUUGACACAUGCUCACCUUAGCGCCUAUGUUUAAUAAAGUUUCUCUUAGGGGCCUCUUUGUUUGCUCAUAUCUCUUUUCUCUCUUUUUGUCCCCGACUCUGGAAUAUCCCUUAAGGAAUGAGGAAGAGCUUGUCUUUGGCUAUUGUCUGGAAAACAUGGCCAGCAGAACCCUGUUCUCCAACCCCUCCUUUAAUCUGGAAUGAGGAGAGGGGAGUUAACUCUGUUAUUACUAGUCAUCGAUUCACACAGUGCUGAACAGAAGGAUUCUCAGUACCCGACACUACCCUUGAUGGUGUCUGUGGUAUCAUGAGUAGUCAUGGCCCUUCACACUCUGGGUUCCCCAUCUUAUA